Messenger RNA from Ceraceosorus guamensis, 384 nucleotides. RefSeq lists its product as hypothetical. Bases 1 to 384 code for a protein of 127 amino acids. The transcript is spliced from 4 exons. The record is from RefSeq and is a predicted model, not a curated record. NCBI's taxonomy places the organism in Eukaryota, Fungi, Basidiomycota, Exobasidiomycetes, Ceraceosorales, Ceraceosoraceae.
AUGGUAUCUGCAUUCAACCUCGCCUUCAUUCUCUGCGCCGUCUCUGUUGCACAUGCGCGUACUCUUGUAAAACCUGAAGGAUUCACCAAGAACGCGAUUCUUGUCAAGUGGACCGUUGCGCAGGAUACGAACUGCCGUGCAAACAUUGCCGCUGCGGACCAAUGCUGGCUCAAAGCCUGCACGGCUAGGAGCGCGCAGUCGUUCACCGUCAAUCUGCUCGGCCCUGUGAUAGAGGAGGGACUCAACAGCGGAAAUGCUUGGGCGGAGUGCACCGCCUCGAACGAUCCUCCCUUUUCAAACCUCAGCGAAGGUCCGAACGGCAACCUAGUCAACCUUUCGCAGGAUGUCGCCGAAAAGGACGUGUCGUUCACUGUGAUCGGCUGA